GUAUUCUGUGCAUGUUUUGUGUCUUUCAGUGCAUUUAAUCCCAGUGAACCCUAUCAAGGAAGAUGGGUUGAAUCCUAAGAGCCGAAAGAGAAUAAUGCCUGAUUUGCUGACAGAACCUCCUGCAAUAGAUCCUGUUUACGAAGCUCAUGUUUACUGCAAUAUUCCUACCAUUGCUGAACGCAGCAUGGAAGGUUAUGCACCCCAUUAUUUUAAGCUAGUGUCAGUUCAAGUGUUGAUUCGACAUGGAGAUAGAUAUCCAUUAUAUGCCAUUCCCAAAACAAAAAGACCUGAUAUUGACUGUACGUUGCUGCCUAACAGGAAACCUUCUCAUCCUCAGCUGGAAGCUUUCAUGAAACACAUGUCCAAAGGGUCUGCAGCUCAAAUGGAUGGUACCCUAAGCAGCCUGCCUCGUUACCCUAGUCAUUCUCUUUGUGAAAUGGGAGAGCUUACACAGACUGGUAAGUUUCCAUGGCAGCUUUACGUUUUCCUCUGCUCUCUUAACACAAUCUGUUGGGGAACAUAUGCUCUAUUUCCUUAAUAAAUGCUUUUCUUUGGGAAAAUCAUAAUAUUGGUCAUAGGUUGGUUUUGCUGGGAUAGGAGUCAAGUAUUAAACUCUCUGCCACAAGACUGGUAUCCAUCUAAGAAACUGAGCAUUUUUUUAUAGCCCGCCUGCAUUCUGUUAGAGGUCAGUCACCCUUGGCAUCUCUUUCAACUUUAUUUUUAAGAAGUUAGAACAACUUUAUUUGAUUCCAAACCACAAAAUUGCUUUGUCACCCUUAUGAAAAAUGACAUGGUUGAAAAUUACAGUCUUUCAGAGGAAGGUUUGGUACUCUGUUAUUGGUUAGUUUGUGAUUCAGAAAGAUCCUGGAACUGAAGAGCAAUCAGUUAGUUGCCAGUUUUUACCUGUAAAAGAACUGCUGAGUCUACUUCAAGAAGAUUCAGAUGUAACAAUUUUGUUUAUAUUAUCAAAGUAG
Molecule: messenger RNA, 974 nt
Organism: Meleagris gallopavo (turkey)
Lineage: Eukaryota; Metazoa; Chordata; Aves; Galliformes; Phasianidae
Source: RefSeq, a predicted model, not a curated record